AUGCCAGAACUGGCACAUCACCCUCUUGAGGCAUGUGCGGGAGUCUCUCCAGUGGUGGGGACAUUUGCUUCAUCUGGAGAAAGGCCUUGCCCUCAGAACCUCAACAGUUUUGAUUGUCACCAUGGAUUACGUUCCAUACCAAUCAAGGACCUCACCCUCAAGACAGUUUUUCUUGUGGGAAUCACCUCAGCUAGGAGGGUGGGGGAACUGGGGUCCCUCUCCAUCCGGGAGGAGCUGUGCGUAUUUCACCCAGUCAAGGUGGUUCUUCGCCCUGACCCCAGUUUUCUCCCCAAGGUCAAUUCCUUGUUCCACAGGGGACAGGACAUCUCUCUACCCAACUUCUGCCCCAACCCAGUCCAUUGCAGGGAGAAGAAGUGGCACAAACAUGAUGUCAAGCAGGCACUUUGGAUCUACCUGGACUAUACAGAACCGUUCAGGAGGUCUGAGGCCCUGUUCGUGUCCUUUAAACAGGGGGCGCAGGAGUUAAAGGUGUCCAGGUCCAUCAUCAGCCGCUGGGUGAAGGACUGCAUGGUUAAGGCCUAUCAGGGAUCACUGCGCACUCAGAGAGGCUGCCACCAGGCUGGCACUCUACAAGCAUGCCCCACUGGAGGAAAUCUGCAAAGCCACCACCUUGGCUCACCCAUCCACCUUCAUCAAGCACUACAAGUGCUGACUCUGCCUGCAGGAAGAGUUAACCCAUUCCUGUCUGCUCCACUCUCCACUGACUAGAAGGACACUUCACGGUAAGUUCAACUUUCCAUUCAGGUCCUUCUGUAUAUAAGGAAGAUGCUAUACCACUGAGC
Messenger RNA from Rhineura floridana, 803 nucleotides. RefSeq lists its product as uncharacterized. The record is from RefSeq and is a predicted model, not a curated record. Bases 1 to 729 code for a protein of 242 amino acids. The transcript is spliced from 3 exons. NCBI's taxonomy places the organism in Eukaryota, Metazoa, Chordata, Lepidosauria, Squamata, Rhineuridae.